Messenger RNA from Closterium sp. Yama58-4, 894 nucleotides. The record is from the annotation of a GenBank genome assembly. Lineage: Eukaryota; Viridiplantae; Streptophyta; Zygnematophyceae; Desmidiales; Closteriaceae.
AUGACAUUGAAUAGCCACACAGCUAUGAAUUCGAAACGAGAUGGUGGUGUGAAAGAGAUGGCAAGCAAGCACCAUCCGCAUCUCGUGCGUCUGUUGGGCUAUUGUAUUGACUUUGUCCCGUCCACACGACUCAUGGAGCAGAUCCUCAUUUACGAGUUCAUGCCCAACAGCGACCUUGAAAGCUGGAUCGGUCCUGGUGUCACCCACUCUCUUUCGCUUCGUCAAAGGCUUGACGUUCUGAUUGGAGCGGCAAAAGGGUUGCAGUAUCUUCAUGACUUUGGCAUCGUGCAUCGCGACAUCAAGCCCGCCAACAUUCUACUUGAUGCAAGAAUGCAGGCCAAGAUUGCAGAUUUUGGGCUUGUGAAGCUUGGUGGGGGCACCGCUAUGGGCACUUCUGUGGCUGCCACUCGAGUGAUGGGAACUCCAGGCUAUGUGGACCCUGCCUAUUUCAAGUCUCACAAGGCCACUCCAGCAGCAGAUGUGCACAGUUUUGGCGUGGUGAUGCUGGUGGUUAUCACGGCGCGCAAGGCUGUGCAUGUAACAGAGGACAGCCAGAUCAAUCUCAAACAAUGGGUGGCCCCGUUGGUGGACUCCGGUGCUGUAUCGGCCUUUAAAGACCCCUACAUAGAUGCACCAGAUGACUUGGUGCUGCGCUGGGCUCGCCUUGCCCUCUCCUGCACCGCCAUGCCUGCGGCCUCCCGCCCCUCCAUGAAUCAAGUGCUGGGAGAGUUGGUGAAGUUGAAGCAGGAGGCGUUCGGAGCACAUGAGAGCCAUGUGGGCGAGGCCAAAUCUCACAUCGACCUGGAGCUUGGGAGUUCCAUUAGCUCCUCCAGCUUCACUACUGAAAUGGCCCGUGCAGAGCGCGGGGGCAUGCCAAGUGGCUCUUCCACGUAA